Messenger RNA from Nyctereutes procyonoides (raccoon dog), 1533 nucleotides. Its product is annotated as olfactory receptor 149. Lineage: Eukaryota; Metazoa; Chordata; Mammalia; Carnivora; Canidae. The coding region runs from base 598 to 1533 and encodes 311 amino acids. The record is from RefSeq and is a predicted model, not a curated record. Gene Ontology annotation, molecular function: olfactory receptor activity; G protein-coupled receptor activity. The transcript has a single exon. Gene Ontology annotation, cellular component: membrane. Gene Ontology annotation, biological process: G protein-coupled receptor signaling pathway.
ACUAAGAUACCAAGGUAUUUUUCUUGUUGAUACUGUUGUUAUAAUUAUGAUUUUCAUUUUGUAAGUGAUGAAACUACAUCUAGGAAAGAUGUAAAAGUGGUUUUAACUAGUUUAGCCAAUAAAUGGCAAAGCCAGGAUUCAAAUGAAGUGCUCUGAUUUCUAAUGCAAUUUUUCCCCCCUGGCUUUUCUAGAGGAAAAUGAAUUAAUGGAAGUUUGUUACUCAAAGAUUUCAUGAGAGUUCAAAGUACAAAGAUGCCUAGAGAGAGGAAAUUCUAGAGAGAGAAGUGAACAGCUGUAUAAAUAUUUCUCAACAGGAGAAUAUUUUGGAUAUAUCUUUAAACUUCUGAUCGUGUCACACACGACAACCAUCAGCCUCUUGCAAAACAUUCUUCCCAGGAGUGGGAUGAAGUGUGGCUCUGAUGUCGGCAUUACUUAUUAUCUGAUAUUUUUAUAUACAUCUUGCCAUUCAUAAAAAGGCUGCUAUUGCUUGUUAAAAACAGAACCAAACACUCAUCAGUGAAAAGCUUGAUAAUUUGAUGUUGGUGUUCAGACUUUGGUGUCUUGGGUUCCUUUUUGAGGUCUGACUUUCUCAAAGCGAUGAGGAAUCUGUCAGUAGUGACUGAAUUUAUCCUGCUGGGCAUCCCACACACCGAGGAUCUAGAGACUAUGCUCUUUGUCCUGUUUUUGUGCUUCUAUAUCUUCACUCUUAUGGGGAACCUGCUCAUCCUACUGGCGAUUAUCUCCUCCACUCGGCUUCACACUCCUAUGUACUUCUUCCUGUGUCAACUGUCUGUGUGCGACAUAUUUUUCCCUUCUGUGAGUUCCCCCAAGAUGCUCUUCUACCUCUCAGGGAAUAGCCGGGUCAUCUCCUAUGCAGGCUGCGUGUCCCAGCUCUUCUUCUACCAUUUCCUGGGCUGUACCGAGUGCUUCCUGUACACAGUGAUGGCCUAUGACCGCUUUGUCGCCAUAUGUUACCCGCUACGCUACACGGUGAUAAUGAGCCACAGAGUGUGUGCCAUCCUGGCCAUGGGGACCUCCUUUUUUGGCUGCAUUCAGGCCACCUUUCUAACCACUCUCACCUUCCAGUUGCCCUACUGUGGCGCCAAUGAGGUGGACUAUUUCUUCUGUGAUAUCCCGGUGAUGCUGAAGCUGGCUUGUGCUGAUACCUCAGCCCUGGAGUUGGUGGGCUUCAUCAGCGUGGGCCUCAUGCCCCUCAGUUGCUUCCUUCUCAUCCUCACCUCCUACAGUCGCAUUGUUUACUCCAUCCUGCAGAUCCGCUCUGCAGAGGGCCGACGCCGUGCCUUCUCCACCUGCAGUGCCCACCUCACUGCCAUCUUGCUUUUCUACAUGCCAGUGGUCCUCAUCUACCUGAGGCCAACCCCAAGCCCCUGGCUGGAUGCAACUGUUCAGGUCCUGAAUAACCUGGUCACCCCUAUGCUGAACCCCUUGAUCUACAGCCUCAGGAAUAAGGAAGUAAAGUCAUCUCUGAGGAAGGUGCUAUAUCACUUGGGCUUCCUUCCUGAGCAGUUGUAG